Penicillium daleae is the source of this 387-nucleotide messenger RNA. RefSeq lists its product as uncharacterized. The transcript is spliced from 5 exons. The record is from RefSeq and is a predicted model, not a curated record. Lineage: Eukaryota; Fungi; Ascomycota; Eurotiomycetes; Eurotiales; Aspergillaceae. Bases 1 to 387 code for a protein of 128 amino acids.
AUGAGCGGCGCAGGUGAAGACAGAUGGCGCGGGCCAGCUCGCCAGUCAUCACAACGCCAGUCAGGCAAUGGAAACCGUGACAAGACGGGGGGCCAAGGGGGUCAUCGCGGUGGUAAUUCAUCCUGGGGUGCUGCUAGUCCAGCGCAGGAUCAGCAUGUACCUGUUCGAGGGUUCAAUGCUGUCGAGGCUAAGAAUGUUCUGAAGAAAGGCCCUAAUGAACCGAAAGCACCCUUCUACAAGCCAGCUGGCAAAGACACGAACAACCAGCGAUCAGGUGGCCCAUGGGGCUCGAAAUCAAACACAAUGGCGAAUGGCAAAGACUUCUUUAUUGAGCUUCGGAAGCAAAUCGCCUCCCUCCAACGCGGUGGCCCUCCCGUCGGCGGUUGA